AUGACUUUUAAUUUGCCGUUAAGUACGGCAAUGGAAAAUCUUUCAGUAGCUUUAAAAAAUAAUAUUGUUCCAAAUCAGGAAUAUUUAUUACAAGGAAGUGUUUUAGAUUCAGCCGUAGAAGUUUUAUUGCACCGUUUAAGGGGUUUGUGUGAUAAUGUCGAUUCGGGACCUGAAACUUUUUAUGAUCAUGAAAUGUGUUUCAGCAUAAGAAGUUCAACAAUGCCAGCACCUCUCUCAUUACGAGUUCGUAGAGCAUUAGAUUGUACGGAUAUGCCUUGGCAACUUCGUUACAUUGGACAACCUGAAUUAGGUCCCCAAGGAGACAAAACUAGGCCUACAAUUGUUAGGAGUAGUAUCGAUGUUGGAACUAGUUCUACAGUUGUAGAAUUCCUUACUGAAUUGGGUUGUCGAAUGGAUUUCGAAUAUAUAGUUAAAGGUUAUAUGUUUAGAAAAGGACGAAUGAAAAUUACAGUGUCAAAAAUAUUCAAGAUGGGUCAAGUCAAACCUCCAGAAAAUGUUGAACCCAUAUCUCAAUCAUAUUUAGUAGAAUUAUCAGUUCUAGCACCGAGUGGACAAGAUGCAAUAGCAGAAGACAUGAGAAGUUUUGCUGAACAAUUAAAACCUUUAGUUCAAUUGGAAAAAAUCGAUUACAAAAGGUUAGGAACUGUUGGACCUCAUGUUUAA
Pediculus humanus corporis (human body louse) is the source of this 684-nucleotide messenger RNA. RefSeq lists its product as uncharacterized. NCBI's taxonomy places the organism in Eukaryota, Metazoa, Arthropoda, Insecta, Psocodea, Pediculidae. Gene Ontology annotation, cellular component: core mediator complex; mediator complex. The record is from RefSeq and is a predicted model, not a curated record. Gene Ontology annotation, molecular function: transcription coregulator activity. Gene Ontology annotation, biological process: regulation of transcription by RNA polymerase II; termination of RNA polymerase II transcription. Bases 1 to 684 code for a protein of 227 amino acids. The transcript is spliced from 3 exons.